Molecule: messenger RNA, 3180 nt
Organism: Bacidia gigantensis
Lineage: Eukaryota; Fungi; Ascomycota; Lecanoromycetes; Lecanorales; Ramalinaceae
Exons: 6
Coding region: 1-3180 (1059 amino acids)
Biological process (GO): establishment or maintenance of actin cytoskeleton polarity
Cellular component (GO): microtubule cytoskeleton; cell tip
Molecular function (GO): protein binding
Source: RefSeq, a predicted model, not a curated record
AUGACACGACCCCACAUUAUACGUGCAGAUACAAUCGACCUGCAAGAUCAGGAUGCACCUUCCGCCAAAGAUCACACUCGCCAACCAGCUCGGCCAAGUCAUCUAGGCGACGGCCCUCCAGCCCCUCACCAAGCAGAAGCUCUCAAGCAUGUCGAGCUCGAGAUCAAUGAACAGCACGGUCGAAGCCCCCGAGCUUCCACAGAUUUGUCUGGGAAAGAAUUGCAAUUGCUUCAUGACGAAUCAGAGGCAAAUGGAUAUCAAGAUCCUAGUGAGAACUUGCUACGGAACUCGGCGCAACACGCAGCCCAGGAUGAGGUUGAAGAAGAAGGGGAUGAUGGACUGGACGAUGAUAUGAACGAUAAGAUAUCCAGCUCUCCUUCGAUAGGCGAUGAUGGUGGGUUUCCCGCUCCCAAGCUCCCCUGGCCCACUCGCACAAGUCUUGUGUACCACCCUGUAAAGAAGGCAGCCCACCCGCCUGGUCCCCCAAUGGAAUAUUCCUCCUCCCCUUAUGAGGAAACCCCUGAGCAUUUUCCUUUUGCGUCUUUUCGCCAGUAUCGGCAGUUUUCUCCGUCCAAGGUUCAUCAUCAGGAGGGUGAGUAUGUUCCGGAUCGGCUCUCGAACUCUCUCGUGGACGAAAUCGAAAUCGAAACUGACCGGCGCAACUCAUUCAACGAAUCCAAUUCGAGGACUCGGAGUAGCUACAUCAACCACUAUCUUAUUGAUCUAGAUGAAGACGUGGACGAUAAUCUAGAUCUGGAGGACUUUCACCAUAUGCUGCUGCCAGAAAUGGACCCUCUAUUGGAUGAUGGCUCUAACGAUCUGCUGCGGAAGCAAAAUCUACACAAUAGACGAGGCUCCCCUACAAGCUCCUCAUCAGUAUCCGUUGCCUCAUGGUACUCGGAUACUACUACCCGGCCACCUGAUGAUGAUACCAAAGACAUUUUCAUUGAUCUUAAUUCACGCUUCAUUGAUUCGGGAUGGGGUGGAGAGUGCUUACGAGAAAUAGAGGACAUCGAUUUCGAAUUUGUUUACGCUCUGCAUACGUUCGUCGCUACUGUCGAAGGCCAGGCCAAUGCUACGAAGGGAGAUAAUAUGGUCUUGCUAGACGACAGCAACAGCUAUUGGUGGCUAGUACGAGUCAUCAAGGACAACAGUAUUGGCUAUCUCCCUGCAGAACACAUCGAAACGCCAUUGGAAAGAUUAGCUCGACUGAACAAACACAGAAAUUUAGAUACGAUGCUCGGUGAUCAAGACGACGAUAAACGGCAACCUCCUCUAAAUCCCUUGAGAAAGGCAAUUCGACGGCGCAACGGGAAAAAGGUUGAAUUUACCCAAGCAAACUCGUAUCUAGAACCUGAGGCAAUCGAAUACUCUUCCGAAGAGGAAGACGAUGAGACUGCUGAACAAACUGGUCAAGAUCCCGGCGAAGUCGAGGAGGUACAAAAGGAUCAAACGAAAGAACGAGAAAUCAAUGCGGCACCCGCAGCAACAGUUGCUAGAGAUGGCAAUACUAAUGGAAGACGCUCUGAACCGAGCAGACCCGAAGUUGAAGCUCGCAAUGGCGUCGAUCCUGGUAGUGGUGUCGAUCAAGUGCGAAACAGUGACGAGAGUUCUGACAGAGCGGACGACGGCAUGGCGAGCAAAUCACGCAAAGGAACGGUCCGAAACACCGAUUCGUUUUUCAAAGAUGAAAGCCUGGAGACGCGCAAAAUUAGUUUGACGCCGAGUCUACUUCGCGAAGAUUCGAGUGCGGGACCUCAACAAACACCCGAAGUUCAAGAAAUGAAGAUACGGGGGAGCCUCGAUUCGUUGGAAAAAGAUGAGCCUACUGGCAAAGCUGGGACCGAGAAGAGGAAAAAGGAGAAGAAAGGCAUGCUCGGUGGCAUGUUCAGACGAAAAGACAAGAAGAAGGGCCAAGACAAAGACACAGAUGACAUCGAGAAGACCUCUAGCGAGAUGUCAAGGAAAUCCCCUACCCCCAAGGAAUCGUUGGAAUCGAUGGAUAGCAAGCUCUCCUCUCCCCAUCGCCAAACUAGCAAGCUUCAGAAACAGCCACCAGCGAAACUAUCGCCAAAAAGCUCAUACACUACGCAAAACCAGAACAAUUCUCAGAGAUCAGUCUCAUCAGGUCCUUCAAAUCUCGCGCCAGAUCCGGAUCGGAGACCCACGAACGGUGGACCUGAUGGAUCGAUGCGACUUGUUUUGCCUGAAUCGCAGCCAUUGUUUGAUCACAUUCCUUCGCCAUUACAAUCCAAGUCACCCAACUCUCUACGAGAUGAGCGGGUCGAGGAUUUGAGUGAAGGAGGCCCCGUAGCAGAGCCCCUCAAGCUGACGGAAUCUCCCAGGGAGAAGAGUAGCAACAUGUUCAGCCCUGUCGUCAAUGCUUUAAGGCCAUCACCGUCAGAGCCAAAGCCCGUGAAGACCAAAAGAUCAAAAGAGCGUAUGCACAUGGACGAUUUCGAUUCAUCCUCGGCAUCCUCAGCCGAGCAGCAAAUGGAGCGCCCUGCACCUCACGAAAUUCAACAAGAGCCCGAGCCCGAGCGAGAACUAGUCUCUCAACCCUCAGACCACCACCUCAACGUCGCACAGGCCGCCCAGCACGAGACGCACCCACCAGCGUCAAAACCAGAGCCAAUAGAACGUCUUUCCGAAUCACCGGUCGAAGUCCCACCACCGAGCGCUCAGGAGCGCAGCACACCGCACCAACCUCCUCCUCUCAUAACCGACAACUCAUCUCAAGACGACGACCUGCCAUCUCCUAGCUCACCCUCGUCUUCACCAGAACUAAUCGAAGCACCGAUAUCAUCAAGUCACCAACCGCAACCUUCCGAAAUUACUACCACACCCACCAAGCGACAAAUAACAACCCAAGAUCUCGAUAGUUCGCCGGCCUCCCAGCCCUCCAUCAUUACAACUAACACGACCACUACGACGGAAGAGACACGCCGCAGCACGCCAACGUGGUCAGAUGCUUCUCUUCGCGCCUAUAUGGACGACGAUAGCGAGAUCCGAGAUCUACUAAUCAUCGUGCACGACAAGACAGGCGUGAUACCGAAGAGAGAUCAUCCUGUUGUUCAAGGGUUGUACAAGGAAGAGAACCAAAAAUUGGCGCAGAUUGAGAGGCAGCUUGAUGGGUUGUUGGGCGAUUUUCUGGCGAGGAAGAGUGGAAAGAUGAAGUAG